AUGUAUAGUUUAUUCAUAGUGAUAGCAGUUUUUGCGUUAACGCUUUGGGGUCAUGUUGCGUUAUCUUCUCCGCACCAAACAUCGUUGUUUUUAUUAGAUAAAGUUGAAAAAGAUGUUCGACAGAUAGAGGAAACGUUGAAGGAAGAUCAAUCAAAUUGGCCUCACACAACUAAAAAAACUCAUUUACCUGUAAUAUUUGGGCGCACUGUUGACAGCCAGCUACAAUUAUUAAUAGACUAUGUUCUGAGAGACUUUGUGGCCCGUUGGCUCAAAGAGUUGUCCCAUAAGCCUGAACCAGUGAUUGAUAAGUUCAAGGAGCAUGUGUGGGGGGGUGUGCAGAACUUGUAUGAGAGACUGUUGCGAGUUGAUGCUGAAAAGUUACUAGCCAGUGACAUGGUCACUAAGAUAACACAACAUUUUGAAAGAAUAAGGAUUGCUAGGAGUUGUGCAAUAGAACUAAAUCAACCACCAGUGUUUGCCCUGGCUCCUCACUUGAUGUCUUAUGACACAGAGCUGCAUUACUUGAGACAGAUCAGUGAGCUCAUCAUCAUGUUCCUGAUGCCUCGGUGCUAUUCACUGGCUCCUGCAUCCCAUCUCAUGAGGGAAAUACUGGCAUGUAAAGUACUACAACCAGCAAUAGAUUUAGUGACAGAACCGGACUACAUAAAUCAAAAGAUUAUACAGUAUCUUGAGGCCCAAAAAGAAGUAGAUGCGAUGCACGUGAGAACACACGAGUAUGCCAAAACGUUCGAGGACUACAUACGGCUGAUCAACAGCUGUAAUAAUGUCGACACACUGAAACGGUUACGAUACGACAUAGUCACACAAAUAAUGCAAGCGACGACUCUACAGAAUGUAAAACGGGCUAAGGGCGUCGAUAUAGAAGUUAUAGAAAAGAGUGGUUCUCAGAAUGUUAGUAGACAACAAAUAGCUGAUGCUAAGAAACUGAAGCGGUAUAUUAAUCAGCUGACUAUUGCGAAGGCGGAGUGUGAAACGGCUCUAAGGAAACUUGGUUGGGAUGGAGCGUUUCCUACUGUGGAGUCUGAUAGCAAGACAUUACCUCUACACAAAAUAAUGGAGAGUGUAACAGGCAGGCGGUAUCUAUCAAUGUUCCUAGAGACCAUGUGCUCUCAGGGUCUGGUCGGUUUCUGGAUGGCCGUCGAAGAGUUGAGGCACAGCCCUAGAAGUAGCUGGCACCAGCUCGGCGCCGAAAUAUUUUACACCUACAUUAGGUCGCCUAGCGCUGAGAUUAAAGUUGAUAAGGAUACCAGAAAGAGAAUGGAAGCCUUCUUACUAGGGGAUAAAGGUCCAGAAGUGUUCUAUGAAGUCCAAGACACAGUUGUAGACACAAUACAGGAGAAGUACUACCAUUCUUUCCUUCUAAGCGAUCAUUAUACCGCGUUGAUAGCAGAACUCGCUACCGAGGAAGCAAAUAAAGGGAAGGACAUAACAUCAGACAGAUCGCCAAUAGAAGACAGACAGUUGUCGAACGAAUCGGUAUCGUCAGCGGAGAGCGUGGCGGGCACUAUUCACCUCACUGAACAUUCCACGUACGCCAGGCGGAAACUAGACGAGCUGCAGGAACGACAUAAUAAUAAAAUACAAGCAUUAGCAGCUCUUCGCGCAUCAUUGAAACCCGAAUCUCCUGCGCUAGCUAUGUUGGCGAAUGAAGUAGAGAAGUUGGCAGGGGAACAGAUGAGGUUGGAAGCCCAUCUAGCCAGGACUGACACCUGGGCUGAACAUCUUGGUCGGUGGCGGGCUUCUGUCCAUAGCGCUGAGAUUAUAGAUGAGUCCAAACCACCACAGUUUGUGAUAGUGGUACAUAUGGCGGAACAAGAGUCCAUGACAGAUGAAGAGAGACCGGAACAAAUUACCACUGGAUGGGUACUGCUUAGGACUUUAAACGAAUUUCAGAGACCGUCCCCGACGGGGGGCGCGAGGUCGCGCGAACCAGGCCGAUGCCUGUCCGAGCGGUAUCUGUUCGCUGCCUGCGACUGCAGGCGAGGGGUUGGAGUGGUCGGGCCACUAUCGGGGCUCGAUGAACUACAUCGAAAGUUACGGCCUAUGUGUGCGGAGUUGAAGAAUUUAGAACUACCAACGAAUUCAUUCAAGUUUCUAUUCGGAAAGAACGAUAGGAACUCCUUAGAGAAAGCUAAGAUUUUAAUACAGAAAUAUUUAGAAUUUGUUUUAGAAGACGAUAGACUAAACCAAAGCGAAGCUUUAUACACAUUCCUCAACCCAAGCUCUGAGUAUCUGAAGCAGGGUGACUUACCAAAGAAGAAUAAGUUCUCUUUUUCUACGUUGUUUAAGAGUACAAGCAGUGAAGCGACAAACAGGUCCUCACAGGAGAAGGAGCAGUUCACACAUCUAUCUGCUGAUGAAGACGAGAUCUCGCUCUACUUGGACGGGAACGGAUCUGAUAACAAUAGCAAGAGUAUGACUAGUUCAUUGCGUGGAGCAGGCGCCAUAGCAGAAGAAAGAGAUAGUAUAGCGGAGCCGUUGUACGCGUUACUGAGCGAAGUGUUCGACAUGCGCGGCGUGUUCCGCUGGCUCAGGAAGACUCUCGUCACAUUCGUACAGAUCACGUACGGCAGGACUAUUAACAGGCAAAUCAAAGAGACAGUGACGUGGUUGUUCUCUGAACAAAUGCUGCACUACUACAUCAGUGUAGUUCUCAAGUCGUGGUGGCCGGGCGGCACCCUGUCCGAGAAUACGUCCAAUAGAAACUUCCAAGAUAAAGGCCGCCGCGCGGGGCGCGCACAAACUGUACUACACGCUGCAGGACACCACGCACAACAAGCAGCUGUUCUAUGUGAGUAUAUGAGUGAGAGCGUGGUGGAGGCGCUGGCGUCGCUGGUGGGCGCGCAGGCCGCCGCGCGGGGCGCACAAACUGUACUACACGCUGCAGGACACCACGCACAACAAGCAGCUGUUCUAUGUGAGUAUAUGAGUGAGAGCGUGGUGGAGGCGCUGGCGUCGCUGGUGGGCGCGCAGGCCGCCGCGCGGGGCGCGCACAAACUGUACUACACGCUGCAGGACACCACGCACAACAAGCAGCUGUUCUAUGUGAGCCGCCGCGCGGGGCGCGCACAAACUGUACUACACGCUGCAGGACACCACGCACAACAAGCAGCUGUUCUAUGUGAGUAUAUGAGUGAGAGCGUGGUGGAGGCGCUGGCGUCGCUGGUGGGCGCGCAGGCCGCCGCGCGGGGCGCGCACAAACUGUACUACACGCUGCAGGACACCACGCACAACAAGCAGCUGUUCUAUGUGAGCCGCCGCGCGGGGCGCGCACAAACUGUACUACACGCUGCAGGACACCACGCACAACAAGCAGCUGUUCUAUGUGAGUAUAUGAGUGAGAGCGUGGUGGAGGCGCUGGCGUCGCUGGUGGGCGCGCAGGCCGCCGCGCGGGGCGCGCACAAACUGUACUACACGCUGCAGGACACCACGCACAACAAGCAGCUGUUCUAUGUGAGCCGCCGCGCGGGGCGCGCACAAACUGUACUACACGCUGCAGGACACCACGCACAACAAGCAGCUGUUCUAUGUGAGUAUAUGAGUGAGAGCGUGGUGGAGGCGCUGGCGUCGCUGGUGGGCGCGCAGGCCGCCGCGCGGGGCGCGCACAAACUGCGCUGGCGUCGCUGGUGGGCGCGCAGGCCGCCGCGCGGGGCGCGCACAAACUGUACUACACCGCUGCAGGACACACGCACAACAAGCACUGCAGUUCUAUGUGAGUAUAUGAGUGAGAGCGUGGUGGAGGCGCUGGCGUCGCUGGUGGGCGCGCAGGCCGCCGCGCGGGGCGCGCACAAACUGUACUACACGCUGCAGGACACCACGCACAACAAGCAGCUGUUCUAUGUGAGUGUACCGUACCAUUCUUGGGGCCUUAUUUUAUUGCCUCAUCUUUCAACUUCCUACAAUUUCGCCAACCGUACCGUUACCGUAAUAAUUAGAGGCUCCUAG
This is a messenger RNA of Spodoptera littoralis (African cotton leafworm), 3966 nucleotides long. The record is from the annotation of a GenBank genome assembly. Lineage: Eukaryota; Metazoa; Arthropoda; Insecta; Lepidoptera; Noctuidae.